This is a messenger RNA of Priapulus caudatus, 1052 nucleotides long. Its product is annotated as ras-related protein Rab-24-like. The record is from RefSeq and is a predicted model, not a curated record. Gene Ontology annotation, molecular function: GTP binding; GTPase activity. Lineage: Eukaryota; Metazoa; Priapulida; Priapulimorpha; Priapulimorphida; Priapulidae. The transcript is spliced from 8 exons. The coding region runs from base 282 to 890 and encodes 202 amino acids.
CUUGGAUACGCCAGUACAAGGAGUAGACAGUACAUAAUAAGACAUUACCAACUGGCUAUAUACUUUUGAAGUUCUGUCAUCGCACGUGUAUUAGUUAAAAUUCUGAAGGCUGCCCUCCCCACCACUACAUGUAGCAUUGGCAUCAGGCAGCAGUUUUGACUGGAGCAGUACCUACAACCCUUUCUGCGCCAUUUAAGGAAAAUGGAUUUUAAAGUGGUGAUUACGACUUGCAUGGAAAAAUAGCACUUAUAUAUUGCCUCAGUACAGAACCCAGUGGUAGAAUGAGCAGCUCAAGAGUGGACCUGAAGGUGGUGCUGCUUGGCAAAGAGUAUGGUGGAAAGACUAGCCUAGUAGAGAGAUACCUGCAUGACCGAUUCAACGCCGAUUUGCCCUAUCAAAAUACUAUAGGUGCAGCGUAUGGCGCAAGGAGGGUCAAGGUGGGCGAACAUACUGUAACGAUGGGCAUCUGGGAUACAGCUGGAAGUGAAAGAUAUGAAGCAAUGAGUAGAAUUUACUAUAGAGGCGCCAAGGCAGCCAUAGUUUGCUAUGAUCUGACAGAUAGUAGCAGCUUCGAUCGUGCAAAGUUCUGGGUGAAUGAACUUCGCCAGCACGAAGAAAAGUGCAAGAUAUAUUUAUGUGGUACUAAGCAAGAUUUAGUAGAUGGAGACCUGAAAAAACACAGAAGUGUCGAUUACUACAACACAACUGAUUUUGCUGAUGAAAUAAAUGCUCGGGUAUUUGAAACUUCAAGUAAAACAGGGAACAACGUUAGGGAAUUGUUUUAUAAAGUGGCCGAAGAUUUUUGCAAUGAUCCAACAAACUUCCAAAAACAGGAUGACAGCACACUGCACAUCUAUGACGAGCCACAGGGAAAGUCAUGCAUGUGCUGAUGACCUCGCACCUGCUUUUUAGUGAUGCAUUAUAGACAUUUUAAUUACUAACAUUUACAAGACUUCGCAAACAAAGCUCCUUGAGUGAAUUGACCUAGUUCAGAAGAUAAUACUGAACCACAGUGAACGGUUUCCUGCUUCUCAUUGAGCAUCACCUGCAUU